Molecule: messenger RNA, 1517 nt
Organism: Aspergillus homomorphus CBS 101889
Lineage: Eukaryota; Fungi; Ascomycota; Eurotiomycetes; Eurotiales; Aspergillaceae
Product: PP1-complex regulatory subunit GLC8
Exons: 3
Coding region: 327-1226 (299 amino acids)
Biological process (GO): regulation of signal transduction
Molecular function (GO): protein phosphatase inhibitor activity
Source: RefSeq, a predicted model, not a curated record
CCCCCCUCUCCACCCACCGCCCGCAUUUCAAGGCUGGAGAUUCUUCCCGCCAUUUUUGGUCAGCUCAGCCUCAGUUGCUGGCCUUAACAUUCGCGACCUCAGACAGCAGCUGACUCGUCUGAUCCCUGUCAGCUUGACCUUGGGACACAUCUUCCCACAUUUAUUUGUCUUCGCUGCUAUCCUUCUUCCCUUUGAUCUUCACCAAUAUAGCUCAGUUUCUGCGUUUAGCUCCUGUAUUCAAUUUUUCUUCACCUCACCUGUGAAUCAUUACUCUGCUUGUUUCGCUGAAGCAAUAUCAAAAGGUCUUUUCCCAAAUCUUAUCCACAAUGACCACUAUCUCGCACCACAUUAUGGAGGACACCCAGAGGAGGCCUAAGGGUAUUCUCAAGAACUCUAGCGGCUCUAUUCCGCAGAUCGCACACGUCCAUGACACCUUAACCGUUCCGCAGACCAACUCUGAUGGGGUCGACACCAAGGAACUGACGCUGCAAAACACCUUACAAAAUGCCGGUCGCCGUCGCUCUAGCUCCAACACCCGCCCAGGGUCUUCCUCUCGGCGGCAAUCACUAGCGCAUAUUCAUGGGCACCCGGAGGAGAAUUCACCGCGCUUGAAAUGGGACGAGGCCAAUUUGUACUUGACCGAACAGGAGAAGACGGCCAAGAUGAAGAUCGACGAACCCAAGACGCCGUUUGCGCCACACUACGACCCGGCCGAGGACGAGGACGAGCUCGAGGCCGAGGAUACCCUGAUUGAUGCGCAGGGGGUCGUGGUAGAUGAACUAGACAAGACGAUGAAGGCGCCCAAGCGAGCGGUGGCCGAGGAUGAAAUCCCCGAGUUGGAGCUGGGCGAGCCGGAGGAGUCCUUCGCGGGGGAUGCGCAUGUCGGAGUCAAUGAUCGGAUCGUGCGCGAGCGAAGUCUGAGUAAUGAAUCGCACCGGAGCAACAAGCAUGUGGUGGUGGGUGCGGGCGAGGCGAACGGCGAUUCUCAAUUGGGGCCCGAUGGGCUAAUUACGUCGCAUGAGGCCGCGGAGAAACAUCGUCAGUUUGAGCAGCACCGAAAGAAGCAUUAUGAGAUGCGUAACAUUAAAGAACUCCUGGCGCAUCCCGAACUGGAUGAGAUGGACGAGGAUGAGGACGAGACUGAGGAGGGAUCUACAGCCCCGGCGGUGCCCCCUCCGAUGCCCCAGAUCCCAGGGCGCUUUCUAAACGGCAAUAGAUCGGGUUAGAUCGGGCUAGAUCGGGCCAUCGGAGCCGUCCUCUGCUGUGCUGAUCAUUUCACCUUCAUUCUCACUCGCUGCGUUCAUUUCCUAGCUGUAUAUUCCCCAGCGUUGGUUUUCGGUCCAGAUGGGCCUGUAUGUGUUCUAUGAAUUGUAAAACCUUUUCUUUUUAUUUAUUUUUUCUUAUCUCGCCCCCUGUUCUCUUUCUCCUCCUCGGGAUGGGUCGACCCGGCUAGUCUGAUAGAUGAGAUGGACAUAGCUGCUUGCAUGCAUAAAUCCGACCGAUUCUUAUUCUUGCCG